AUGGAUUCCAAUGACCUCUUCUCAUUUCUUGACCAGCCAGCAGAAGAAGAAUUGCUUCAGGACGAAGACCCCGGCGUUGAAGAAAUCGCUUCCUCGCCAAAUGCCACUACACUAAAGCGCAAAGCAACAACUAUCCCUUCGAAUAAUGGACACACGGAUACAGAAAUGCGAAACCCAGAGGACGAGCCUGGCCCCUCGAAGCCGAAACGGCCACGUAUGGCGUCUCCGAAGCCCAUUGUGCUGGACGAUUUCGAAACCGAAGCCAAACGCGAAGUUGUGGCUAGUGCCGGUCUUACAGGUGCUGCUGCAGAAGCUGGCGCGCGAUUAGAGCUACGGCAUCAAGUCCGGCAUCAGGUAGCAGUUCCUCCGGGCUACAAUUACAUCCCGAUAUCGAAACAUGUACCUCCAGCCAAGCCUGAUCGAGAAUACAAGUUCGAGUUAGAUCCCUUCCAAAAAGUAUCCGUGUACGCGAUCCAAAGAAAUGAGAGUGUCCUGGUGUCUGCCCAUACCAGUGCAGGCAAAACGGUGGUAGCAGAAUACGCCAUUGCCAAAUGCUUGAAUAAUAAACAGCGAGUCAUAUACACCAGCCCUAUCAAGGCCCUCAGUAAUCAAAAGUAUCGAGAAAUGUUGGCGGAAUUUGGAGACGUCGGGCUUAUGACAGGAGAUGUCACAAUAAAUCCCUCGGCGACCUGCCUGGUUAUGACGACGGAGAUUCUGCGCUCUAUGCUUUAUCGUGGCUCGGAGGUCAUGCGUGAGGUUGCUUGGGUCAUAUUCGACGAAAUCCACUACAUGCGAGACAAGGAGCGUGGCGUUGUCUGGGAAGAGACCAUCAUCUUGCUACCGCACACCGUACGAUACGUCUUCCUCUCCGCCACUAUCCCCAACGCCAUGCAAUUCGCAGAGUGGAUAUGUAAGUCCCAUGAACAACCCUGUCACGUCGUCUACACCGACUUCCGUCCCACUCCGCUGCAGCACUAUCUCUUCCCGGCCGGCGGAGAGGGUAUUUACCUUGUUGUCAACGAGAAGGGUGAAUUCAGGGAGGACAACUUCACGAAAGCGAUGGGUAUGCUGCAGGAUAAGAUGGGGGAGGACCCAGCAGAUUCCAAAGGAGGAAAGGGGAGAAAAGGGAAAACAAAGAAGGGCGGCGAUAAAAAAGGACAGUCCGAUAUCUCGAAGAUCAUCAAGAUGAUUAUGCUGAAGAACUUCAAUCCUGUCAUCGUUUUCGCCUUCAGCAAGCGCGAAUGCGAAGGCCUGGCGUUGACUAUGUCUAAGAUGGAGUUCAACUCCCAAGAUGAACAAGAUCUCGUGGGGAAUAUAUUCAACAACGCCAUCGACAAUCUCGCCGCGGCCGACCGAGAACUUCCCCAGAUCACUAAUCUACUUCCCCUCCUCCGCCGUGGCAUCGGCAUCCAUCACGGUGGUCUUCUGCCCAUCCUGAAAGAGGUGAUCGAGAUACUCUUCCAAGAGGGCCUAAUCAAAGUCCUCUUCGCCACCGAGACAUUCUCCAUCGGCUUGAACAUGCCCGCGAAAACAGUUGUAUUCACCGCCGCCCGCAAAUUUGACGGCCGCGAGUUCCGUAAUCUAUCUUCUGGCGAGUAUAUCCAAAUGUCCGGACGCGCUGGACGACGUGGGCUGGACGAUCGGGGUGUUGUAAUUAUGAUGUGCGACGAGAAGCUGGAGCCAACAGCCGCUAAAUCAAUGGUCAAGGGCGAGGCAGACCGCUUGGACUCUGCCUUCCAUCUGGGUUACAACAUGAUUUUGAAUUUGAUGAAAGUCGAGGGGAUCAGCCCUGAAUUCAUGCUUGAACGGUGUUUCUUCCAAUUUCAAAGUAGUGCUGGCAUCCCCGAGCUAGAGGAAGAACUCAAGAAGGAAGAGGAGGCGAAGGAGACAUUCGAAAUACCGGACGAGCAGCUCGUUGACGAAUACUACGAGUAUCGCCGACAACUUGACCAGAUGUCAUCCGAUUUCCGCGAUGUGAUCACCCAUCCUGCUUACUCUCUCCCUUUCUUAACACCCGGCCGCCUGGUCAAGGUGAAGUACCAGAAAUUGGACUUUGGCUGGGGAGUUGUCAUCAACUUUCAAAAACGCCUCCCACCCAAAAACAGGCCAAUGCCCAAAGCGGAAGAGGUACCACCGCACGAACAAUAUGUUGUGGACGUUCUUUUGAACUGCGCGCAAGGUGGCGUCGCGUCGAAGGACCGAUCAGAACUCACCGCGACACCCGGCGGCGUACAGCCAUGUCCCCUCGGCGAGAAGGGUACUCCACUCAUCGUCCCUGUGCUCCUUGCUACCAUUGAAGCCAUUAGCCAUCUACGGAUAUACCUGCCAAACGAUCUUAGACAAGAGCAAGCGCGGGAGACCGUCUGGAAGAGCAUCCUCGAGGUCCAUCGGCGAUUCCCUGAUGGGAUCGCCCUCCUGGAUCCUGUCGAAAAUAUGGGUAUCAAGGACGAGAAGUUCUUGACGCUUGUAAAGAAAAUCGAUCUUAUGGAAAAGAAAAUGUACGCUAGUCCGCUGCACAAGGAUCCUCGGCUGCCUGAGCUGUACGCUAUGUGUUCCAAGAAACGGGAGAGUAAUGAACGAAUUCGCUCAUUAAAGAAGCGGAUACAAGCCACAUUGGACGUCUUGCAGUUAGAGGAGCUCAAAUGCCGAAAGCGGGUGCUACGACGGCUGGCGUUCACAGACUCCGAAGACAUUGUUGAUAUGAAGGGACGAGUCGCCUGUGAGAUCAGCUCUGGCGACGAAUUGCUGCUGACAGAACUUAUCUUCAACGGCGUUUUCAAUCUUUUAUCCCCAGAACAAUGUGCUGCCCUACUCAGUUGUUUCGUCUUCGCCGAAAAGAGCGAGCAAACUACUAAGCUUAAGGAGGAACUAGCUGCGCCACUUCGCGUCAUGCAAGAAAUCGCACGAAGAAUAGCCAAAGUCUCGGUGGAAUCAAAGCUGUCGCUAGACGAAAAUGAAUACGUAUCGUCAUUCAAAGUGGAACUCAUGGACGCAGUUGUCCAGUGGUGCCGAGGCGCCUCCUUCUCGGAUAUUUGCAAGGCAUAUCAGUUCGAAGGGAGCUUGAUUCGAGUGUUCAGGCGGCUUGGUGAAUUGUUGCGGCAGAUGGCUCAAGCAGCCAAGGUUAUUGGGAACAACGAGUUGAAGGAAAAAUUCGAGAAAUCAUCUGAAAUGCUAGAACGGCCCAAUUCGGUUAUCUUUUGCUCAUCCUUAUACCUCUAG
Molecule: messenger RNA, 3219 nt
Organism: Pleurotus ostreatus (oyster mushroom)
Lineage: Eukaryota; Fungi; Basidiomycota; Agaricomycetes; Agaricales; Pleurotaceae
Gene: MTR4
Product: ATP-dependent RNA helicase mtr4
Exons: 10
Coding region: 1-3219 (1072 amino acids)
Biological process (GO): maturation of 5.8S rRNA; RNA catabolic process
Cellular component (GO): nucleus
Molecular function (GO): RNA binding; RNA helicase activity; ATP binding
Source: RefSeq, a predicted model, not a curated record